Acanthamoeba castellanii str. Neff is the source of this 633-nucleotide messenger RNA. RefSeq lists its product as uncharacterized. The coding region runs from base 1 to 633 and encodes 210 amino acids. NCBI's taxonomy places the organism in Eukaryota, Discosea, Longamoebia, Acanthamoebidae. The transcript has 3 exons. The record is from RefSeq and is a predicted model, not a curated record.
AUGGACUUGGAUGAACCUCUCGACGAGGAUGAGCAAGCAGAGAUGAUUCAGACCAUGGAGCGUCAGAACUCGCAACAAGACAUCUUCUUUCGGGACACUCACGUGCUGAACGCACUACUACCACAACAACAGAAUGCUUUCUUCCUGGUGUCGCUUGUGUUCAGCCUGCUCAAGCUCUACUGCGCGCUCUCGCAGCUGUUCCUACCGUGGCAGCUGCCCUUCCACUUCUACCUCGACGAGGUCUACCCGGUGUGGGUCGUGGCCCUCCUCGAGUUCGUCUCCCUGCUGCCCUUCGUCCUGGUCGGCCUCUACAUUCGACCGCGCCGGGCCGAGGUGGGCACCAGCAGCGGCAGCUCGCCGACCGAGGAGGAGUCCUUUCACGGCCGCGUCAUCCACAAGCGGCAGCUGCUGCAGUGGGCGCUCCUGCUCCACGUGCCCACCCUGGCGGUGCUGCUCGUCACCUACCUUUUCACGCUGCCCGAGUCGCCCGUCUCCGUGCUCCACUUCAUGUGGUUCGUCGGCGCGAGCUUCGCCUACCUCGGCCUCUGUAAAUACCUCGACGGGGCCAUGCUCGAAGUCGAACACGGCGUCCGCAACCUCUACAACUACACCUACUCCUACAAGAAGGCCUGA